UGAACAUCAGUUGUUUAAGGGAGGGACCAAUUGUACAGGGAGAUCACCUUCCUGUCUUGAAUAUAGAGAAUUCCCAAAUGCAUCUGGAUGGCUACUAAGCAAGACUAGGCUCCGAUGGCAGGAAGCACAGAAUGGCCAGCCUAUUUUGUCUGCAACCUUUGCACUUGAAAAUGAGCAUCCUAAAUGACCAAGGUUCUGAAUCACAUGGGGUUUCUAAACCAGGGUGAGAGGAUCCAUUUCAGCUGUUUCUUUCAUCACUGUGAUGUGAUGAGCUGUUUGAGAACAUCACACCUCUAAUGCAUCCUCUUACUUUGUAUUGGUUUAAGAUGGGAAUACUGCUGUUCCUGGCAGGAGAAGGGCUGCCCCUGAGGUGUGAAAUUUGUAGAGACACUAACUACGAUUGUACUGGACCCGCUUAUGCCUGUUUGCCCUUUUUCGACUCAUGUGUCACCAUUCAGUCAGAGAAACGACCAGCCUUCAGCAUAAACAAGCCUUAUCACUCCAAGGGAAAACGUGCUGUGCUGAAGAAAUGCAUCGGAAGCAGUAUUUGCAGUGAAGGCGUCUCCAUCGUUAAUAUAGGCAGAAGAGGAAUCAUCACCACCAAGGUUUCUUGCUGCAAAGGGGACGACUGCCGGAAGCCUGCUCUCCCUCGUAUGAUGCCAUUUACAAAUUCACCUUCAAACGUGCCACCCAUCAAUACAACGGCCAACGGGAAAGCCUGUCCUGUGUGCCUUACUUUUUCAAAAACAAUAUGCCAGUCAGAAGGGACUGUUCGCUGUGUGGGAGACCAGCUUUACUGCCUCCUCAUAUACGGGAUAGCAAGUGCUGGAGUCAGUGGAACUUUUGCAAGCAUUGGGGACCCUGUCAUAUCUUCACACAUUGCGAUCAGGGGCUGUGCUAACCAGGUUUUCUGUGACACGUUUCACGAGGGGGCUGUCCAUCUUGCCUCGCUCACGUUAAUUGGGUCAGGUAAUUGUGAGCUCGCAACUAGCACUGUUCAAGGCCUCAGUGUGUACUUCCUUCCAGUCCUUGGUGGACUCUUUCUUCUGAAGAGCAUUGCUUGAUUUCCUUCUGCCUCAAAGAUGUAAGACGCUCUCCCUUGCCAUUUGCUCACAGCUCUGAGGUCACAGAGAGAUCAUAUGUUUUACAGAAAAUGAAGAAUAGUCAAUCGUUAUUAAACUGGUCAUGCUAUCCAUAUGUUCAUUUUUGUUUAACAAUCUGCUCUAACCUCUGGCAGUAGUAGAACAUGGUGGUGGUGACAUUAUGCUUUAGAAUGGUUUGCUAAGAAAUGCCGCUGAAGGUUGUGAAGAAAAUAAGCUGGGUAGAAUUGUGUUUUCCCUGAAAUGGGAUCAGUAAUG
Pogona vitticeps (central bearded dragon) is the source of this 1358-nucleotide messenger RNA. NCBI's taxonomy places the organism in Eukaryota, Metazoa, Chordata, Lepidosauria, Squamata, Agamidae. The record is from RefSeq and is a predicted model, not a curated record.